AUGGUACGCGACGAAACGAGAGACGUCCUCCUCCGCGAUGGCAAGAGGCGAUCGCUUGAGAGCAACGGCCCUGACUCCGAUUCUGAUCUCGAAGCUACCGAGUACCUUCGCCACGAUCCCUACGAAACAUCGCAACAAUCGCAAACCGAACCUUCCGUUAACAAACCUAAGUCGCGAUGGUGUGCGUGCGUUUUCCGUACAUUUGGAAGGAGAAGUCGGUGUUGCAUCGGAACUCUUGCUGCCAUCUUUGUGCUUUGGAUCGUCCUGAGCGCUGGUGGCUUCUUUGUCUAUAAGAAAUACGGCGCUGAACCACCAUACGGUCAGAGUCCUCCCUGGUACCCGACACCGAAAGGCGGCAUUGCCAAGUCGUGGGCUGCCAGCUACGCCAAGGCAGCCAAAUUAGUGAGCAGGAUGACUCUUACCGAAAAGGUCAACAUCACGACCGGGACGGGGUGGCAGAUGGGCCUGGCCGUGGGCACAACUGGUCCCGCUGUCUACGUCGGCUUUCCACAACUGCAGCUCCAGGACGGACCCUUGGGUGUCCGGUUCGCUGACAACAUCACGGCUUUCCCUGCCGGCAUCACCGUGGGUGCUACAUGGAAUCGUCAGCUCAUGUACGCACGAGGCAAGGCACAUGCUAUUGAGGCCAGGCGGAAGGGGAUCAACGUGAUCUUGGGGCCAUGCGUCGGGCCAUUGGGCCGCAUGCCUGCCGGCGGCAGGAAUUGGGAGGGUUUCGGAGCUGAUCCGUAUCUGCAAGGCGUCGCCGGCGCCGAGACCAUCCGCGGCAUCCAGAGCGAAGGCGUCAUGGCCACAAUCAAGCAUUUUGUUGGCAAUGAACAAGAGCACUUCCGUCAACCAUGGGAAUGGGGGACACCCCAUGCCAUCAGCGCCAAUAUUGACGAUCGCACAUUGCAUGAGCUGUAUGCUUGGCCGUUUGGAGAUGCUGUUAAGGCAGGUGUGGCUGCUGUCAUGUGCUCGUACAACAUGGUCAACAACUCGUAUGCCUGUGCGAACAGCAAGCUUCUCAACGGUAUUCUGAAGGACGAACUUGGUUUCCAGGGGUUUGUUAUGAGCGACUGGCUUGCUCAGCACGCCGGUGUCGCCACUGCACUGGCAGGAUUGGACAUGACGAUGCCUGGGGAUGGCUUGUCUUGGGCUGACGGUGAAUCCCUCUGGGGACCACAGUUAACAAAGGCUGUGCUGAAUGGCAGUGUUCCUGUCGAGCGGCUCAACGACAUGGUUACACGUAUUGUAGCCGCUUGGUAUCAACUUGGUCAGGAUGACGAAACUAAAUUCCCACGUCGCCCUCCCAACUUUUCCUCUUGGACAAAUGAUCGCAUGGGCAUCAUAGCACCCGGCAGCCCAAGUCCCCAAGAAAUGGUGGUUGUGAACCAUUUUAUAAACGUACAAGCCAACCAUUCUAUCAUUGCCCGGGAGAUCGCCGCCGAAGGAAUUGUCUUGCUCAAAAAUGAAGGCCUAUUGCCCCUGAGCCGUUCUGGUUUGGACGACUCCAAGCUGAAGAUAAGACGCAAAGUUGUCGAAAGAGCUACAGGCAAGAGACAUACUGGAAAGUUCAAGAUCGGCAUCUUUGGCGAAGAUGCUGGGCCUGGAAAAGGGCCAAACUACUGCAAAGACCGCGCAUGCAACCAAGGAACUCUUGGGUCCGGAUGGGGCUCUGGGGCUGUGGAGUUUCCUUAUCUCAUCACUCCCAUAGAGGCUCUUCGCCGCGAGUUCAACGCCUCAAAGGUCGAACUCUACGAGUACUUGACAAACAAGCCUGCCUUUGGGAGUGAGAAGGCUGUCUUAGACGAACUGGAGCUUUGCAUUGUUUUCGCCAACGCUGACUCGGGCGAGGGCUUCGUGUCCGAUGGCGAUGUGCGCGGAGAUCGACCUAACUUGAACCUGCAGAAAGGCGGGGAUAAUCUCAUUAUCAAUGUCGCAUCACACUGCGGUUCUGGAGUAGGCAAUGUCAUCGUCGUCAUUCAUUCGGUCGGGCCUGUCGUAAUGGAGAAGUGGAUUGAGCUACCCAACGUCAAGGCUGUGCUCUUUGCUAACCUGCCUGGCCAAGAGUCUGGUAACGCACUGGCUGAUGUUCUCUUUGGUGACACUAACCCAUCAGGUCAUCUUCCUUUCACCAUCGGUAAAUCACUCGACGAUUAUGGCCCAGGUGGCAAAAUUAUGUAUCUGCCCAACGGUAUUGUGCCUCAGCAAGAUUUUUCUGAGGGCUUGUACAUCGAUUAUCGCUAUUUUGACAAGCACAAGAUCGAGCCACGCUUCGAAUUUGGCUUCGGUCUCAGCUACACGACGUUCGCGUUAAACAACCUGCAAGUUAAGCCUCGGAGGACAAAGUCUGCCCUCCCGGCUCCACGGCCGGCUCCUGCAGCCCAGCCCCCGUCAUAUCCUACCGAGAUUCCAUCAAAGAGCGAGGCGCUGUUCCCUCCCGGCUUGCGACGGCUAGAGAAGUACAUCUACCCCUAUCUGGAAUAUGUGGAUGACAUCAAACUUGGGCCUUACCCCUACCCUGACGGUUACGACCAAGUCCAGCGGCUGAGUGAUGCUGGCGGAGAUGAAGGGGGCAAUCCAGAUUUGUGGAAUGUAUAUGUAGACGUUGUUGUUGACGUAACGAAUACCGGGUCACUUGCCGGUGCCGUGGUGCCCCAGCUCUACCUCGAGUAUCCUCCCAAAGACGGGAUUGACUUCCCCGUCCGGGUUCUCAGAGGCUUUGACAAGGUGUAUCUCGAGCCAGGACAGACACAAACAGUAAUGUUUAGCUUGACCCGUCGAGAUCUCAGCUAUUGGGAUGUGAUGCGGCAGAACUGGGUCAUGCUGACUGAAGGGGAGUAUACGUUUCGGGUCGGCUUCAGCUCCAGAAAUCUUCUUGUGUGGGGCACGUGCAUCUUCCUCGUCAUGACGCCUAGCAAGAUAAAACUGGACAUCUGCCGACCUGCACGGGCAGUCGUUGUAGGGGCGGGAAUUUCAGGGCUUUCGGCAGCUAUUGCGCUCCGUCGGGCGGGCUGGCACGUUCAGGUUCUCGAAAAGUCCCAGUUCAAGAACGAGAUUGGAGCUGCGAUCACUAUCACCCCAAACGCCACGCUGGUACUUGACCGUUGGGGGUUUGACAUGGAAAAGGCCAAAGCAGUGCCCAAUCAGCAGAAAUUAAUGUUCAUGGCUGGCUCAACAACUGUCUUGCAGCAUGAGGAAUACGAAGAUCUACCCAGGACGUUUGGCCAUGGCGUCUGGUCCUUGCACCGUGUAGAUCUCCAUCGUGGGUUGAGAGAGCUUGCUACUUGUGCAGCCUCGGAUUUCGGGAGAGGGAGCAAGGAGCAAACACAGAUUAUGAGGGGACCGCCAGUAGAUAUCCAGCUUGGCACACAGGCAGUAGGAUUGGACUGUGAGAGAGGUGCUGUCAAGCUUAUUGAUGGCCGUACCGUCCAGGCGGAUCUCGUUAUUGUUGCCGAUGGAGCCCAUAGCCGCCUGAUCGCAGACUUUACGGGACAGCCAUCCACUUUGAAGUGUACCGGCCGAUCCGUUUAUCGCUGGCUCAUCUCCAUGAAGGAUAUAAUGGCAGACCCGAUCCUCAACUCGUUGUACACGAGCAACCGACCCGGGUUCAUAUCUUGGCUUGAUACGCACAAUGAUAUCUUUUGGGUAACCUACCAGUGCCGUAGAGGCGAGGUGCUGAAUGUCGCCGUCGUCCAUCCAACUCAACCAGGAGAGGGAGACGAGGAUCACUGGCACUGCCCGGUGUCUCAAAACCAAGUGCUUUCGACUCUUGCCAACUUCCAUCCGUCUUUGCAGCAGAUGGUUAAGAUGGCGAACGAGGAUGGUAUUAAGGUUCAUCGAUUAUACAAGCGGGAUGUACUUACAAGCUUUGUCCGUGGAAAGACUGCCAUCAUUGGAGAUGCAGCACACCUCAUGAUGCCCACCCAUGCAGCUGGGGCUGGCACUGCCAUCGAGUCUGCAGCGGCCCUCGAAAUCUUGUUUCGAGGAGUCUACGCUGGUGACGAAGCUACAGUUGGGAGUCGUUUACGGUUGUUCGACAAACUGCGAGUUCCCCGGUGUAACCUCAUUAUGUUGCUGUCCAAUGCGGGCCCGGCCGGGCUUCGAGUUCCAGGGGUAGAGGAGGAGGUACGCAAGUUUUACUCCGGCCCAUUGCCUGACCGAAUGGAGAAGCCAUACAGUAGACCCUUCAUGGAGCUGCUGUUCAAACAUGACGAGUUUCUGGCUGCAGAACAACUGCUGGCGGAGGACCAACAGAAGAAGGACGGCAAAGACAAACACUGA
This is a messenger RNA of Thermochaetoides thermophila DSM 1495, 4284 nucleotides long. RefSeq names its product beta-glucosidase-like protein. Bases 1 to 4284 code for a protein of 1427 amino acids. NCBI's taxonomy places the organism in Eukaryota, Fungi, Ascomycota, Sordariomycetes, Sordariales, Chaetomiaceae. The record is from RefSeq and is a predicted model, not a curated record. Gene Ontology annotation, biological process: glucan catabolic process. Gene Ontology annotation, molecular function: beta-glucosidase activity; FAD binding. The transcript is spliced from 4 exons.